CUCUCCUUCCCCAAAAAACAUGUGAUUUUCGUUCAAGCUCAUAAGUUCUUGUACCUGUAAAUCCAUGGACAAAAUCUUCUACCUUCACUUUCUUUUUCUCUCUCCCCAAAAAAAUGGCGCUUGUCACUCCACUUCGUCUUCACUUUCUACCGACCACUCCUCUCCUUCCUCCACUUCACCGCUGCUUUUCCUUCUCCUUGAAGACGAAGAUCAACGCACAACUUACUCAUCAAAGCAUCAACAAUGGCGGCGCUGCUGUCGUCUGGUUCAAGCAUGACCUACGAAUCGAAGAUCACCCUGGCAUUGUUGCCGCCUCCAAGCACACUAAUGUUGUUCCUCUUUACGUCUUCGAUCACCGAAUUCUAUCUCGUUUUCCCAGUGAAAUGAUAGAACUUGUUCUUCUCGCUGUGGAGGAUCUAAGGAGGUCACUCAGGGAGCAUGGAUCCAAUCUGAUGAUCAGAUUUGGGAAUGUGGAAACUGUUCUACAGGAACUGGUGAAAGAGAUUAAAGCAACUGUUAUAUAUGCGGAAGAAGAGGUAGAAUAUGAUGUGCGUUUGUUGAUUGCUACUCUUGAGGAUUUGCUAGCAGCAGAUCCUGUUCUAGAUUGGAAACCGAAGAUUGUGUUGUGGCGGACUUCACUUUAUGAUGUCAAGAACUUAGAUGACCUACCUGCAUUAUUUGAAGAUAUGAAGAAACCACAACACGAUGAUGUUUUAUUGCUUGGAAGUCCAAGAUUACCUAGUUGCCAAAAAGAGUUGGACUGGGGUCAUCUACCCAGUAUGAAUGAUGUGAGUAAGUUCAUGGACUCUCGCGCAAAUAGAGAAAAAGAACAAUGGUAUUCCAUCAAACACACUUCAGCUGAAGCUGCUUUUAGAAUGGAUCAUAUGAAGCUGUUUAAAUCACAGAGCCCUGUGCUUGGGAAAUCAGGGAUAUCAAAACUAGGAACCAGUAGCGAAAAUUCCUAUGAAACUCGAAGGAAGCGGCUGAAAAAUUCUGUUUUUGGUACAAGUAAGGGUAAUAUUGUUGCUGGCGGAACAGAAGUUUUAUUGAAUGCAAUAGCUGGAUAUUUGAGAUAUCUGGAAGGAACACCUCGAGACGACUGGCAAGAGAUCCAUCAAAGGUUAAGGGAGACUGAAAUCAGAGCUGGAGCUUCAUUUGGAGCUCUUUUUCAAUCUGCUCUGCAACUUGGCAUCAUAUCCAGUAGGAGAGUAUAUUAUGAAGCUAUAAGAUACGAGAAAGAACGAAAUGCAGGGUUUCUAUCUCCAUUUGGGUAUUCUACAGCAACAGUUUCUGCUGCAAUUAGUGCAGUAUGCUCGAUUGAGUGGUAUUGGCUUUUGAGUUUGAAAAGUUUAUCUGAGGAGGAAGAACUAAACUCUACGAGAUUUUGGAGAUGGAAUGGCCACCUAAUUCAGUACACAGUUUCUGGUUGUGAAGGGCCUGCUAUUCUUCUUGUCCACGGAUUUGGGGCUUUUUUUGAGCAUUACCGCGACAAUUUAAGUGAUAUAGCUGAUGCUGGGAAUCGAGUUUGGGCUCUUACUCUUUUAGGCUUUGGUCAGUCUGAGAAGCCAAACAUUGUUUACAGCGAACUCAUGUGGGCUGAAUUGUUGCGGGACUUCAUUGUUGAGGUCGUGGGUGAGCAAGCACAUCUUGUUGGGAAUUCGAUAGGUGGAUACUUCAUUUCAAUUGUUGGUGGACUUUGGCCCUCACUGGUCAAGUCUAUUGUUCUGAUGAACACUGCUGGAGAUGUUAUACCAGGAUAUUCCUCACUGCUAUUCUUCAAGGAAAGACAAAUUUCUGGGGCUGCUUGGCUGGGGUCAAGAGCACUUCUGCAAUACUUGAGAUUCAGCACAAGAAGCCUCGUUAAGAACUGCUACCCAACUCGGCCUGGAAGAGCUGAUGAUUGGCUCAUCAAGAAAAUGCUAAGAGCAUCAUAUGAUCCUGGUUCUAUAGAGGUUUUGGAGAGCGUCUUCAGCUUUAAUUUGUCCAUUCCUCUUAAUCAUCUUCUAAGCAGAUUCAAGGGGAAGGUUUUAAUUAUACAGGGAAUGAAAGACCCGAUAGCAGAUUCUGGUUCCAAGCUUGCUAUGUUCAGAGAGCAUUGUGAAGGGAUUGUAAUCAAGGAGCUUGAUGCUGGCCAUUGCCCCCAUGAUGAGUGUCCCGAGGAAGUCAACGCUAUGAUUCGUGAAUGGAUAUCGACAAUUGAGAGCAGAAUUCAUACUGAGAGUUUUGAUUCAUCAAUCAGCUUGCCAUGCAUGUAACACAGUUGUACUAGAAGCCAUUCUCAGGUUUC
Molecule: messenger RNA, 2287 nt
Organism: Beta vulgaris subsp. vulgaris (sugar beet)
Lineage: Eukaryota; Viridiplantae; Streptophyta; Magnoliopsida; Caryophyllales; Amaranthaceae
Exons: 14
Coding region: 114-2255 (713 amino acids)
Source: RefSeq, a predicted model, not a curated record